Messenger RNA from Linum trigynum, 3051 nucleotides. Lineage: Eukaryota; Viridiplantae; Streptophyta; Magnoliopsida; Malpighiales; Linaceae. The record is from the annotation of a GenBank genome assembly.
CGAACUAACUUUCUCCAAAUCCCCCCGCCUUAACUUUCUUUCACCCACACCAGAGUUCCAAUCCAACUUCUCUUCAUCCUCUGUUUUCCAUUUUUUAUUUUUUUUGGGUAGAACAUCCUCUGUUUUCUGGGUCAAGCAGUUGAAACAAAAACAGAGCACCGCCGCCGGCCGGCCGGCGAUGAAAGACCCAUCAGUCAAGGAAGAAGUGUCCCGGGUGCUCCAAGUGCUGGAAGCUCUCAAACAAGCCUCACACGACCUCCAAUCCCACCCGAAUCCCACCUCCGCCGCCAUGAAUCCCCUGCUCCAGCUCGAAACAGAGUCCGACGGGAUCCUGUCCGACGACCCGAACCUCUCCGCCCUUUCUCACCGUCUCGCCGAGCUCAAAUCGCUCGUCGACGAUUACAACCGUCGGUCCCCUAAUCGGAGCAGCAUCCGCAGCUUCUUGGCUCGCCGGGUUUCGACGCAUUCCAUCUCGAAAGUCGCCGGGUCGAUCGAGUCCGAAAUCCAGGCCUGGAUCGAUCGCGAGAGCGUCGAGAGCCUGGCCCGGUCGCUCAAGAAAGAACCACCUCCCAAGGGACAAGAAGAACAAGAAGAAGAAGAGCUGGCGAGUCUAUUGGGUCAAUUCGAGAACCGAAUUUCUCAAGGGUUCAACCGGGAACUGCAGGAUUUGGUCCUGAAGGCGAGGAUAUUCGGGUCGUUGGGUCGGAUCCUCUGCGACCCGGGUCGGUCGAUUCGGAUCAGGGAGCUCUGCGCUUAUUGUAUCACUGCUCUCGUCGGGUUCAACAAGGACGUGUUCGCCGGAUUCCUCACGGCGCCGCUGAUUCACGCGCUCGUUUCGUUGGGGACCUGGAAAUCGGUACGAUUGCUCUGCUCUCUGAUCAAAUUGAUCAGAUCGCCGCUCGUCGACGAAAUCCAGUACAGCGGCGAGAUCCCGAGGAUCAUUCGGCUGCUGGACUGUAAAGAUCAGGAGACGAAGGUUAUGGCGAUGGAUUGCGUGCUGGAAAUGGGGUAUUUUGGGAGGAAGGAAGCCAUCGACGCGAUGCUUGGGGAAGGGUUGAUCGAGAAGCUGGUGGAGCUGCAGAGAUCGGAAUUGGGCGGGGAUUUGAUCGGGAUGGAGAGGUUCGACUCUGACUCUGAAUUCGACUCUGAUUCCGACGGCGGCGGAGAAGGGCAGAAGAAGAAGAAGAAGAGGAAGGAGAAGGGUUUUUUGGAGAGGCACCCGUUUGCGAGCUGCGUGGCGAGAUUCGCCGUGCAGUUGGAGGUUGGGGAAGGGCUGCGGCAGAGGGAGAAGAGGGCUCUGAAGCCGGAGAUUCUGCGGCGGGUGAAGGAAGGCUGCGUCUCCGACGCCGAAGCCGCCACCAUUGUCGCCGAAGUUCUCUGGGGAUCCUCGCCGUGAAUAAGUAAAACGCAGGGAGAAAGUGAUCGUUUUGAGUUUUGGUUUGUUAUGAAGAUUUGGUGGUGUAAUUAGACAAGUGAAUUUUGUUGUGAAUAAUCCUUUUUUUGGUUAAUGUUCUGUAUUACAUAAUUCAUUGAGUGUACAAAUUUGUCACUUAAGAGUAAGUUUGUAGUGAAAUUUGAAUCGACGACUUCGAAAUUAUGAAUUUGUUGUGUUACGUUUAUUGAUGAUACUACUAAGUUACUAGUUCUUUGUAACUUAAUGUAUGGCGAUUUGUCGAGAAAGGGUCUCACCAUCGCGAAUGAAAUAUGGAUUGCAUGUAGGAAUGAUGUCUAUGUCUCUAUGAGCCUAGCAGAUGUUUGGUGGUGACAACGAAGGUGGUUGUUUGGCUUGCUGAACGAGAGAAAAUUCGCAAUAGAAUGAAAUUCACGGAAUGUUGAAAAUCAGAAUCAAAAGAUUAAACUUCUUACAAGUUACAACUAACUAACAAUCCUACUGGUCCGAUCGUUAACCGGUGCUAACCCGAGAACCGAACAUCCCUAUAUUUUCUUCUAGCAGCUACUUGGUGGGAUUCGAUGAUUCGGGUGACUUGAGUACGAUAAUGAAAGGUGAUGGGAUCAAAAUUCGGAUAUGCCUAUUGAGGUUCCAUGCUAUGCCAUUGUUGCCAAUGAUACGUAUUGAUUAUGUUCACCAAAUGCCCAAUGCUGUCUUGCUAUGAUAGGCAGCUAAAUGGAGGAAAGUCAAGAUAAUACUAGAAUAUUGAAAGAAAGAAACUUCUUAGAAAGAAAAUUGAGAAACGAUAAGGAAUCUUUCACUAAGAUGGAGAAAAAAAAUUUAGAUCGAAGCAAUGAAAUAAUAUUACAACGUUACGAAAUGAAAUAGUAUUAACUCAACGCGAAAUGAAACGAGAUCUAGAAGAAGCUCCAAAACCUAGUAAUGAUGCGACUCCACCGAAGACACACAUAGCACCACCUUUUUUUUUUCUCGCAUAGCUCACUCAUGGCUUUUGAUUGAUUUCACUAUUCAAUCCCAUAAAAGAUACAAACCAAUGAAAACAAGCAUAAAAACUUCUAGGACAGCAAAACGUAUGGUAGGGAGCUAAUAAGAUCAACAACGGUAUAAUUUGAUUUGAUUUUAACCGCGGAUAGAUAUAUAACGAAAUUGAUGGUUCGAGGACCAUCAAAUGAAUCGAUGCAUUUUUUAUGUACGUUUCUUAUCAUACUCUCUCCCAUACUAUUCAAUCUGAUCAUUUACCGGCUUGAUCGGACCAUUACCGAUGGGUUGCUCGGGUAGCACAGACUCGAGCAAUUGAACAUGAAACGAAACGUCGCUUUCUUUGUCCACUUAAAUACGUCGUAUACUCGUAUUAAUACAUAGUCAUGUAAACUCUCAAAUUGUAACGUCUUAUUAUCGCUUUGGAUGUUCUUCAAAUUUUCACAAGUUGAAAUCCGUACUCAACCCCUACAAAUCCUAAUUUUAACACACUAACCACCAUCACUUACCGACAUUCAUUUAUUCGUCCACUUAAAUUAGUCGUAUCAACACAUGUCACGAAUACUCUCAAAUUGUAACGUCUUUUCAUCGUUUUCAAUGUUUUUUGAGUUUUCAUAGAUUAAAAACCUAUACUCAAACCAUAACAAAUCCUAAUUUUCGCA